Messenger RNA from Mugil cephalus (flathead mullet), 1045 nucleotides. RefSeq names its product mitochondrial ribosomal protein S18A (gene mrps18a). The coding region runs from base 45 to 668 and encodes 207 amino acids. Gene Ontology annotation, molecular function: structural constituent of ribosome; small ribosomal subunit rRNA binding. Gene Ontology annotation, cellular component: ribosome; mitochondrial small ribosomal subunit. Lineage: Eukaryota; Metazoa; Chordata; Actinopteri; Mugiliformes; Mugilidae. The record is from RefSeq and is a predicted model, not a curated record. The transcript has 6 exons. Gene Ontology annotation, biological process: mitochondrial translation.
UAUCAAACAGGAAACGAGGAAGGAGAGAAGGUCAGGAGUAAAACAUGGCGGCGCGCAGUGUAUUGAGGUCCGUGUGGACCUCUCUUGCGGGCUUAAAGCUGGGAAGUACCGGCUCCAGCGUUGGUGCUCUACAGAGGAUAAAUGUUCCCCAGCUGUCUGCUUUAACCAUACAGAGCAGAGGGAUUCGUCAAGUGGUGGAGGAGAAGGACGGCAACGUAACAACUAUUGAAGGAAAAAUCCUGGAUAUUCCUCCAGGACCAGAGCCUCCAAAUCCCUCAGCCAAGUGUCCAAUCUACAGAUGGAACUUGCAGAACAAAUACAACUACACAGACGUCUUAUUGCUCAGUCAGUUCAUCAGGUCUGAUGGAGGGAUGUUGCCCAAGAGAAUCACUGGUCUCUGUCCUGAGGAGCAUCGCAAGAUUGCCAUUUGUGUGCAGAUGGCUCACAGAGCAGGUCUGCUCCCUGACCACAGACCCGUACUUCAAGGAGGUCACGUGCCAAAGCCCAAGCCACAACUGAACAGAUACCUGACUCGCUGGUCCGUUAAAUCUGUGAAACCCAUCUAUAAAACUGGACUUAAGUGGUGUAAGAAGCGCAUGUCUGUCGGUCACCCAGCCCUCCUGAACAACGUACGCUAUGGUGUUAAGCCCCUUUACAUAAAACACUGAAGGUCAGAAAGCCUGACAAAUCGGCACAACAACUGGAGGAGAGUGGGUGGGCCCAUUAUUCAGGGCUGCAGAGGAGUUUCAUGUCUUUCAACGAUCUGUGCAGUUUACCUUGACGUUUAUCAUGCUGGCGUGGGAAAGGCCUAAAAGCUUCAUCCGUCUGUAUUUAUUCUUUUGUUUAUGACGCCAAGUCACACUUUUAAUGAAUCAUGCACAGCCCCACCCAGACUCAUCUAUUCUGACUGUUGGUUCCCUUGAAGUAAACUCGCUGUCAACUUAAUGUGAACAACAACUGGGUCAGUGUUACGGCUUCAAAGUAGGUGGUAUGCUAUCUGUAUACACAAGACAACACAGAUGUGCAAAUAAAAAGCGUUUGUUUA